GAAGAAAGAAAGAGAGAAGUGUGUUUAUAUUUUUGCGUCGUCAAGAAUUUAAUCUCUAUAUAUGAUCUCGCUAUUAAAAUUUCUUCUAAACCACCUUCAUAUAUCAACGCACGAUGUCGUGUGUUUUUCGUUCUAUUUCGUCGUCUGCUCUAGUUAAAAAAAAUUUUUCGAUUGAGAGAAAAUAAGAGAUAUAAUACAAUAAGUAAAUAGGAAAACUCUUAAUUUGUGUGUUUAUUAUCAACUGAAAUUAUUGACUGAAAAGUUAUUAAAAUGAAAUGUUUAAUAGAAAAUUUCACAUUUCUAUGAAAUAAUUACGAUAGUUUUGGUUUUAAGUUUAAUUGAUAAAACACGUGGAUAAGAAGGAAAAAAAAAUAUGGUGAAUUCAAUCGUGAAUGUAAAUCCUCGAAAUGCUGUCGGUAGAACAUGCCGGCCAAAAUCAUUCGGAGAAACUCACGACAAUUUCAAUUGGAUCGAAUGCGUCUCGAAAAAGGAUCCAAAUGUCAAUUAUUAUUACAAUAUGCGAACGCAUUCGAAAACUUGGAAGAGACCAGUUCCCGAUUAUGUGGAUCUUCCAUUUUACAAUCCGUACGCGGUACCAAUUAAUAGAGACGAGGAGGAGGACGAGAAUGAUGAUGAGAAAUUUUUGGCCUUUGUUUCCGAUUUGGACGAUGAGGAUUUUUAUGAGGACGACGACAAUGAAGAAUAUCGGGACAAUGAAAAUUAUCGGCUCCGAAAAGAAAAGGAAUUAAAUGAAAAUGCCCUUCAAAUUGGCACAAAACUUUAUUACAGUGGUUCGAGGGAUUUAAGAAAAACACGAAAACGACGUCUCAGCGAUAAUGACGAAUUAUCCGAUUAUUCACAAUAUUUGCCAAUCAACGAUUUUCUUGAAUUUGAUCUCGUCUCGGAGAAUUCCUCAAAACGAAUGCGAUUCUCAAGUUCAACUUCCGAUCAAACUGAUCAUUUGAAUUUAGAAAAUUUAACACUCGAUCAAUUCAAUAUCAAUUCACUGACACACGAAAAUCAAUUGCAACUAAAUCAAUUGAAUUUAAAUCAAUCAAUUACAAAUCAAUUGACACUGAAUCAAUUGAAUCGUUUGGAUCUAAAUGAAAUGAAUGAGGAGAAAUUCUGCGAAUCUAUCAACGAUCGUUCAUUAUCCGACGAGAGUUGUAAUUGUAGCGUUUGCCUCGCACAAGACAAUAAUGACGCGUCUGGCAGUUGUGACGAAUCAUCACGUUAUAGUCUUGCCUCAAAAUUUGACGCCCCACGUCUCAAGCAAAUAACAGACAACGAUCUCGUCAAGGUACAACCAAAAAAACGUGGUCGACCCAGAAAAAUUAAGAAGGAAACAAAAAAAAUACAAUUAACACCCGUAAAACGUAUUUACGAUAUGUACGGAACAAGAACCGUUAAUUAUGAUCCAAAUUAUAAUUUUAUCAAUAAAAUCGAUCCAAAUGGUCUGGAAAAUACACGACUCAGCGAUGACACAAGUGAUUCAAGUCCAAACGAAAAGAGAAUAUCGAGAAAGAAGAAAAAUUGUCACAAUUUUCUAAAACGUUUCCGAAAUCCAAAUUUAAGUGACACCGAAACAUCAAGUGAACUCGAGGACAAUAUGUCGAUGUCAGUGAAAUCGGAAAUCACCUCAACGGACGAUAAUCAUGUGAAUCGUUUCAAAUACUGGCAAAUUAAAAUGAAACCCCUCACAGUUAGUUUGGAACGUCUAGAAAGUAUUUCCACGAAAACGAAAAAAUCCUACAAAGAAUUAUUGGGAGGACGUGAAUUGUAUGUUCGACUCGAGAGAUUGGAUGUCGCAAAAUAUUUCGCUCGAAAAUCGGAGAAUUUGUCGAGAAAUUUUUCAUCUUUGAGCAAAAAUAAUUCGAAUUUAUCUAGAAAUUUUUCAUCUUCGAGCAAAAAUAAUUCGAUGAUAAAUUCGAAUUUAUCUAGAAAUUUUUCACCUUCGAGCAAAAGUAAUUCGAUGAUAAAUUCGAAUUUAUCUAGAAAUUUUUCACCUUCGAGCAAAAGUAAUUCGAUGAUAAAUUCGAAUUUAUCUAGAAAUUUUUCACCUUCGAGCAAAAGUAAUUCGAUUAUAAAUUCGAAUUUAUCGCCGUUGAAUUGCAGUCAAAGAUCACGACGCUCCUGUCGAACGAGAGCGAGCUAUCGAGAAUUAACAGAAUCCGACUAUUCCGAUACAUCCGAGGAGUCUUUCAAUAAAUUUCCCCGCCACAAUUCGAAAUUAAAUUCCACAUCGACGAAAUUGCAGCAAAAAAUAAAUUUAAAACCCCUGACAAUCCCAUCGACAAUCACCGACGAUAUUUGGUUUAUCGACGAUUCACAACCAAUGAAACUUCGUCUUCGGAAAUAUCGCACGACAUCCGUGAGUUCGGAUUCAAAUUCAAUUACGAAAACGAAACAAUUGGAAAAUUUCCCAAUUGAAAAAAUUGAAAAAACAAAAAUUGACACGAAAAGUGAAAAUCCUCCCGAAAUAUCAGAAAUGAAUUCAAUAGAAAAUGCGGAAAACUCCCCAACUCAUGAUCUUGAAUUCGAAAAUCCUUUUCAAGAAAAUUUGGACUUCAUAUUCAACUUAAAAUCGAGAUUUUUGGUUGAAAACAAUUUCAUCGAAGCUGAAGUCAACGAAUAUCCUCAAGUAAACGAAGAAUCGUUUCUAAAUCGUGAAUUGGAAAAUUUGGAAAUUCACAACGCUUCGAAUAAAAUUAUCGAGUUGAUGAAUUUUGACGAUAAUUCACAGAAUGCAAAUGAUUUAUUCAAUUUCACCACGCAAUUCAAUCGGGAAUUACCGGAGAAUUUCCAGGAGAACGAAACAUAUGAGGAUCAAGAAGAAGUUGAAGAAAAUUUGACAACAAUUACAGAGACGGAAAAUUUCUUAAAAGAGAGAAAAUCCUAUCAAGAGUGUAUGGAGACGAAAAAUUCAUCGACAGUGAAGAAUUUUAUUGACGACUAUAAGGAAUCAUUGGGUUUCUGUCCAAUCGAAGACUCGGAGAAUUUAAUGUACGAAAAUUGUCCAAAUUUGGAAAUUAAUUCCCCAUUAGAAAUAAAUCGAGAAUUAAUUUCUCAAGUUCCCGAAAAUCCCUUUGGGGAAUUAACCGAAUUUUUGCAAUUAAAAAAUCCCUCCUGCUCGACUUUCAGGGAAAUUUCACGAGUUGAGAAUUCGGAAAUUUCUCCAGAGAACACUUUUUCUUUUCAAGUGGAAAAUACGGAAUUUUCGGAAAAUUCGAUAGAAACGGAAAAAAAUCGCAACUCCCCAGAGAAGAGGGAAAAUCACGACCCAAAGAAAAUUCGAGAACGAAAAUUAGAGGAGAGAAAAAAAAUCCCAAAAAGAGACAAUUCUCCUCCAAUAUUGAAAAUUCAGUCAUCCCAACCAUUGGAGGAACGAAAAGAAAGUCCCCGACAACUUUCCUGUCCAAUAUUGAAAAUUCAGCCGGAAAAUUCAGAGUCUUCAUCAGACGAGGAGGAAAUCGAACCACUGAAAAUUCGUAUCACGAAAUCAGAAAACGAAUUUUCGAGAAAUUCGAUUUUACAGAAAAAUUUAGAGACUUUGCACUUUCAUCUCUCGCCCGCCAAAAUGGAGAAAGCGGCAGAGAAAAAAAUGGAAAAUCCAGAGAAGAAAUUGAAAAUCAACACUGGCGAAAAUCUCGAUGCCUUGAAUUUUCAUCUUUCGCCGGCGAAUUUGAAAACAAAAUUACGACUGAAGCAAACAAAAUUGGAUAUUUUUAAUUAUCAUCUCUCGCCGAAAAUGCCAACAAAAAGUGUUAAAAAGAUUUUGGAAAAUAGAGAAAAUCGAGAUGGUGAUGGAAAAUUGGAGAAUGAGAAAUUUAUUAUCGAAGUGGAACAAAGUUCGUCUAGUGAGGAUGAGGAGGAGAAGAAGAAGAAGAAAAUAAAAUUGAGUGAAAUUAAUUAUUCUUCAACGUUGGAAAAGAAAAAUUCGAAAUCUAAUUCAAAUUCGAAUUCAAAUUCGAGAGUAAAUUCGCCGAAAUUUUCAGAUGACAAUAUUUCGAGUACGACGGAAAAAAUUGAUCUAUCAGUCAGGGACGUGGACAGUUCAUCGACCGAUAUUGAAGAAGAAAUUUAUCGUCCAACAUCUGAAAAAUUAAAUUACGAACUCAAAAAGGAAAUUCUAAACGAUGGAACUUCAACUUCAACAACAUCGACAAUUUGCAUUUCACCAAAUAAUGAUACUGACGAUGACAUUGUUGAUCAAUUCGUCGAAGGAACUUAAUUCUUAAUACUUUUAUAAAUACCACCAGAAAAAAAUGCAAUAGAACAUUUAAUCCUAGGAAUCUAAAAAGAAUCAAACACUUCAAAAAAAUUAGCAAUUACUUGAAAAAUAUUUUUAAAUAGUAAAUAUAAAAUGAAUUAAAGUUGACUUUUAAAGUUAACUAUACAUUUAUUUUUGAUAAAUUCAAAAGUUUGUUUUCAUACUAAGGAUAUAAGUUUUUUUAUUUUUGUAAUUUUUAUAAAUAGAUAUUUUUUCUGACAAAGUAAUAUGAUAAUAUAAUUAUCGUGUUAAAUUAUUAAUUUCAUCAGUAUUUGUGAUUUCUAAAGUACACAAAGAUAAAUUAAGUUUGCAAAUAGUUUUCUAAUUUGGAGUUUAAGAAUUCUUAUUGAAGACAAAGUUUGUAAUCAUUUACAUUAAAUGUAAGAAUAAGUAAUAAUAAUAUCUAAACUGUUCGGAAAAAUAAAAUUGUUAAAUUUAA
Messenger RNA from Leptopilina heterotoma, 4709 nucleotides. Its product is annotated as rho GTPase-activating protein gacU-like. Bases 374 to 4231 code for a protein of 1285 amino acids. The transcript has 4 exons. The record is from RefSeq and is a predicted model, not a curated record. Gene Ontology annotation, molecular function: protein binding. Lineage: Eukaryota; Metazoa; Arthropoda; Insecta; Hymenoptera; Figitidae.